Messenger RNA from Anoplophora glabripennis (Asian longhorned beetle), 1656 nucleotides. RefSeq names its product 43 kDa receptor-associated protein of the synapse homolog. Bases 1 to 1656 code for a protein of 551 amino acids. Gene Ontology annotation, biological process: chemical synaptic transmission. The transcript has 12 exons. Gene Ontology annotation, molecular function: acetylcholine receptor binding; protein-membrane adaptor activity. Lineage: Eukaryota; Metazoa; Arthropoda; Insecta; Coleoptera; Cerambycidae. The record is from RefSeq and is a predicted model, not a curated record.
AUGUGUAUAGUUAACGGGAAAUGGCCAAUAAUUCUUAUUCCACCGGGGUUGCUCUCUUGGCAAAGUUUGAACGCGAGAGAUUGCAGUAAUUUCAGCGGCGUGGGUCACCAACUCUCCGCAACGCGCCUCCUGUCGUCCCCCGACGGCUCCAGACACCACCCCCUCGACGGCCUGGAGCAGAUCUGGCCCUGGAACGACUCCUAUUCGAGCCUGCACCGAGACACGUAUACGGAAGUGAGGACGCCGCGACGCCCCCGCCUGACGUGGGGUUGUUUCCAGGCGUGCAGGGCGCGCAUCCACCACAGCAUCGCCAAGAGAAAGGUCGAUCAGGGACUCCGCCUGUACAACCAACACAAACAGCAGCAGGCGGUGCGCAAAUGGAAGUCGGCUCUCAAGGCGAUCAGAAAAAGGGAGGACAAGUUCACCCUCCUGGGGUACCUCUACCAGGCGUACAUGGACUGGGGGAAGUACAGAGACGCUUUGGAGUACGCCCAUCGACAACUCUUUAUUUCUGAAGAAUUGGACAGUCCCAACAUGAGAGCCGAAUCCUAUUUGAACCUCGCCAGAGCCCACCAGCGAUUGGGUGGUUUGGAAAGAGCUUUGGCUUACGCGCGACACUCCCUCUACAACGAAUGCGAACAGCACGCCACUGCCGGGCACGUCCACCUCACCGUGGGCUCGGUCUACCUGGAGUUGGCCGGAUUCAACAAGGCCCUCGACAGCUUCCAACACGCUCACAGGAUCGCACAGGCGGUACACGAUCCCGCCUUGGAGUUACAGGUGUAUGUUGGAUUAUCUGAACUUUUCAGUAGACUUCAGGAUGCCGACAAAAGUGCCAGAUACGCCUCGAAAGCCUACGACCUAUCAAGAUCUUUGCAGCUAGGAGAUUUAAACUCACGACAUCACAGAGCUGCUCUUUUGCAAAUGGCGUCGGCCCUUAGGAAACAAGGCGAACUAGGAGAUGCACACGAUUAUUGUUCGGAAGCAACUAGGUUAGCGCUAGUUUCCGGGGAUCAAGCCACCUAUGCUAGAAGUAUAAGGAUAAUGGGGGACAUCUAUAGGAAAAAGUCUGACAUUAAUAAAGCUUUUCGGCAGUACGAGACCGCAAUGGGUUCGGCGGCGGCGAUGGGCGACAGGGUAAUCCAAAUGGAAUCAAUGGACGGAGCGGCCAGGUGUUUAGAAGCUUUAAGACUACAGCAUAAAAUUUGCAACUGUAGACCACUGGAGUUCAACACGAGACUAUUAGAAGUAGCCAGCUCUGUCGGUGCCAAGCUUCUAGUGCGAACAGUUAGAAUUCGCCUGUCCCGCAUAUACCACUCCCUAGGAGACGAAGACCAAAAACUACACCACGAAAGAGUAGCCCUUAGACUGCAACAGGACCUAGACCUGCAGUGUGCUGGAUGUGGAUCCCCUUAUGGGCUCGAAAACGACUCCUUAGAAGCAUUGCCAUGCGCACAUAUCCUUCAUGCAAGAUGUGCCUAUGAUCUAUUUAGAAGAAGUAAAAAGAAAAAACGUUCGUGUCCCGAAUGUGACCGUACCAGUUCUAGGUUGUAUCUCAACUGCACUGACUAUAAUACGACAUACAGCCCAGUUCCUCUGUCGGUUUGUUCUUCCGACAGCCACUGCACGUCACACCAAGCUACCAGCUCAGUAUAA